CUAUUAAUCUAAAUCAUUUGAUUGAUUUAACAGUCCCCUAUAUGUAGCUGGCCCAUGAAUUAAUUCAAUAGUGAAUUCAAUAGAAUGGAAAUUAAAUUAGAUUUGAAUAUACUUCACUGACCCUGGACUGUCAACAAGAGUUUGCACUCCAGUCUCAGACAACCCCCUGCUGUGAACCUGAUGAUGUAAGCAGUCCAGUCACAGCUGGAGUCCAGCCAAACCCAAACACUGCGGAGCUGCUCCAAGAGGAUGUGCGUAUGCAGUCCUGAGAGCUUGAUCAGAGCUCACGAACAACACGCUCCUGCUGAAGACCAUGAAGCCCAAGUCUCUCUGUGUCCCGCGGCUUGGCCUCUUUGAGGAUGGCAGAUACAGGCGGCAGGUCGAUACCGGCGCACCGGAGCAGAACCAGAGAGAGAAACCCAGAGAUCUGCGCUUUACUUUACUGCCAGAGAGAACUCCAUAUGAGCCUUUAGUGGAAGAUGACAGUCAACACAAUCUAAAGGAGGAAAAGAAAGCAAAAAAGAAAGAAAAGUAUAAAAAAUACAGAAAGAACGUAGGAAAGGCUCUUCGCUACAGUUGGAAAUGCCUGAUGUUGGGUCUGCAGAACUUCACUGUGGGAUAUUCCACCCCUCUUUCUGCUGCUGCUUCAGUUGUCCCAGAUUUCCAUCCGGGAGGAGCCUGGGGUUGAGACAAUCUGUGACCAGCAUUCGUACUUUAUUUGUACCUUUAUGGACCCUUUAAUGCUGCAUGUCCAGAUGCUUAUUUAAAAAUGGACAAUACAUCUGCCCUGAGCAGCUACCUGUCAUGCUGUAAAAUUGUUCAAUUGUUGUAAAUAUUUUCUCUUUGAAUUUGUGUUAAAGUGGAGUUUUCAUCUUGCAUUAGUGAUUUACAGCUAUAAGAAAGACAUGGAUCUCUUUUUACUUUCAGAUCUAUCUGUAUAUAUUUUGCUUUGAUUGAAAGAAUGGAUAUGAAUUUCUGUACUGAAGUAAUAAAAUGCAAUUUUUCUCUAUCACUCUUCAGCAAGUUGCAAGUGAGAUAGUCACCUGAAUUCUUGCUGUACAGAUGUAAUGAUGACAAAGGUGAAAGUGAUGUACACUCUUAACUGGAAGAGAUGUGUUUAUCCUCUGAAUGAAAUGCCCUCUGAAAUGUUUUAUUUGAUUUAGUCCAUUUCAUGGACAAAAGAUAGGAUUUGCUUGACAUAAGGAAGCUGAAUGCUCUUAGAGAGGGAAGUAAGUGUUUUCAAAUGGUAACUGGGUCAAGAGCCUUAAAGACAAAGGGAUGGGAUUAUGAAAAACCACAACAGGAAAAGACAGUCUGGCACAGGGCAGAGAAAUGGCUGUGCUGUGACUUGUUCAAUAGGGUUAGUGAAGUAUCUGUCAUACCUGUAACACCUGUUUAAAAUGAAUCAUAAGAAAUGUGAUGGAAAAACUUUAAUAAAUGAAAAAUAUGAA
Molecule: messenger RNA, 1451 nt
Organism: Cyprinus carpio (common carp)
Lineage: Eukaryota; Metazoa; Chordata; Actinopteri; Cypriniformes; Cyprinidae
Source: RefSeq, a predicted model, not a curated record